AUGUUAACACAAUCGUGUAAAUGUGAUUUGAAGGAUUGCACUUGUUGCAAAGAAUGCUUUAACUGUCUCAGUUACUUGUAUAGUGAAUGUUGCAGUUGUGUUGAUAUGUGUCCAAAACCCAAUGACACUGCAACGGAGCUAUCCAAGUCGUCAUAUGUUGAAGAAUUACCGGACAAUGUGCCCGGUUUAUUUGCAGCACUUACUGGUGAUGCUGAUCCUCAGCAAAGGUGGCUCUCUAUAACCUAUCCUGUUGAUAUAGACAUAUCAGCAUAUCGGCCUGCGUCUGAAAGACAGUUAGUGUAUCAUCUACAGAGCGUGGAACAAGAAUCGGAGCCAGUGAGUCGGGAUAUAGUUACAUUUAACUGUACCGUAGCUUAUAUGUCACAGUGUAUGUCGUGUGACAAGUGUAGAGCAUCAUGCAGAUCAAUGGGAUCCAAUAGUUUCAGAUGGUUCCACGACGGAUGUUGCGAGUGCGUGGGCGAUAAAUGUUUAUAUUACGGGAUCAACGAGAGCAGAUGCCUCGCGUGUCCCGGGGGGAAGGAGACGCCCGAAGUUGAUGACGAUUUAACGUACGACGAUUUCGAUUAUGGUGAAGAAGUGGACGCACAAUCAGUUUGA
Molecule: messenger RNA, 618 nt
Organism: Leptosia nina
Lineage: Eukaryota; Metazoa; Arthropoda; Insecta; Lepidoptera; Pieridae
Source: the annotation of a GenBank genome assembly